Heterostelium album PN500 is the source of this 540-nucleotide messenger RNA. RefSeq lists its product as uncharacterized. The record is from RefSeq and is a predicted model, not a curated record. The coding region runs from base 1 to 540 and encodes 179 amino acids. Lineage: Eukaryota; Evosea; Eumycetozoa; Acytosteliales; Acytosteliaceae. The transcript has a single exon.
AUGCCGUCCGACGAAUUCUACUCGUACAUCAACAAGUUUAUCAGUACGUUUGAGCGAUGCUAUCGUGACUUCUUGCGUGACCGUGAGUCGGCGGAGCGUGCAGCCAAGCGUGAGGCACUCAAAGCCAAGAAGGCACAGAUGACCAAGAAGCUCACAACCGGACGUGCUUCGAUCUUGAAGAGCAGCUCUUCGAACUCGGUGCAAGAUCCCAACUCUGGUGUCGAUGAUAUUCUUCAGACGGUGAGAGACGGUGAUGCCUUUAAGCAGCGUCGUCAGCGAAAGGUUAAUCCAAAUGGCAGCCAGCGUGGUGACAAAGGUGACUCGGUGUCGUCCAUCGACAAGCUAUUGAACGGACACGACAGUCAGCGUGGUGAGAGAAGUGGUGAGAACGGUAGCAGCAGUAGUAGUAGCAAUGGUAUUGGUGGACCAAAGAAGAAAGAUGUUCAAGUCGCAGCAAAAGCAUUGACCAUAGUUAUGAGAUCAAGACAAAACUACUCAAGAAUAGAUCAAUUUUCAUUUGGGAAUGAUGAAAAACAUUAA